GGAGCUUGAUUUAGAUGUUUUGAAAUAAAGACCUCAUGCAGAGUGCCUCUCAUUGACCUUCGCCAUUAUGCUCAAUGAUCGGUCUGUAAAACUAGAGAUACUCUGAUAGUUGUUUUCUCUUUUAGAAAAAGAUAAUGGUCAUCGACAGACAAAACAUCACAGUUAUUUUUUAUCUAAAUAAAAUGGUGUAGUUCAUGCUAUCUUGAAAGUACAUUCGGGUUCGCUAAUGACUGUCCUCCCUUGCAUCAUAAUCAUAACAUGACAGAAUACACUGUUGGGUGCGAGGUAUCUUGAGGUUUCGCAAAUGAUGUAUCAAAGAAUUUCGUCUCUUGGUUUGAUUUCCUAUCUUUCUUCUUCUUCGGAGGACAUUAAGUCCACAAGUUCAGAAAUGGUUGAGCAAGAAGGGAGACGGAGUAAUGGCGGACCACAACAAGGAUAUGGCACCAUCAAUGCAGGCUCGACGAGUAUCAACUGCGUAAAUGCGGCCUACGAAAGCCGGCGCACCGUUGGCAAGAAACGGGAUGGGAUCAAGUGGCCGGAUGGCGGAGCGCAAGCGAUUUAUGUCAUAUUCUUACUUACGCUACUAAAUGCUGCAAACAAGAUGGACAGGUACGUUUUGAUCGAGGUAAUCAAGGAGAUGGCGGAAGAUCUCGAGUUCGGGGAUCGUAGCUGUUUGAAUGCCACCACCCCCAUCAACCCCACUGAUAACGUCGAGGAAAGAGAGAAAUACAGCUGUGACCCUCAGAGGUAAGUCGACGGUCGUCCAUCAUAGCGAUACAUAUUUAGCGGUCACCUACUUAGUGUUCAGUGGUCAGUAUUACUC
Molecule: messenger RNA, 823 nt
Organism: Strongylocentrotus purpuratus (purple sea urchin)
Lineage: Eukaryota; Metazoa; Echinodermata; Echinoidea; Camarodonta; Strongylocentrotidae
Exons: 2
Coding region: 305-751 (148 amino acids)
Source: RefSeq, a predicted model, not a curated record